Messenger RNA from Apus apus (common swift), 489 nucleotides. RefSeq names its product piercer of microtubule wall 2 (gene PIERCE2). The record is from RefSeq and is a predicted model, not a curated record. Lineage: Eukaryota; Metazoa; Chordata; Aves; Apodiformes; Apodidae. Bases 134 to 487 code for a protein of 117 amino acids. The transcript has 3 exons. Gene Ontology annotation, biological process: axoneme assembly. Gene Ontology annotation, cellular component: axonemal microtubule.
GCCAUGGCAACCGCACCGCCGGGACCGGGCCCAGCGGCAGCGGCACAGGCUUGGACUAGGACACCUGCGGCCACGCGGCUCCGGGAGCGGCUGCCCCCCAGAGCCACCUGCAGCGGGGCAGCAGGGAAAGAAGAUGACUUCUGCUGAGGACCUGCCAUCAAGUCUGACCACUGAGCAAAACCCAUCUCCUCCUCUGCCACUCUGCGCAAAUCCUGGCAAUCCAGUGUUCUCCUGUAUGCUGGACCCCAAAACACUCAUGACCAAUGGUUCUGUGACAAAGCCUCAGGUUUUACUGUUUAAAACAACUUCAAGUGAAUAUGGUGCUAUACCAGUUGUCUCACAGAUGGUACCCUGUACUUACCAUCCAGUGAAUCACACCUUUUCAAAACACUUACUCACUUGUGGGUUUUUUGAAAAUAACUCUUUAAACACUGCCAUUGACAGAAACAGGGUAUGUGAUGACAUGAAUUUCCAGAACACUCUGUAAAA